Molecule: messenger RNA, 444 nt
Organism: Sungouiella intermedia
Lineage: Eukaryota; Fungi; Ascomycota; Pichiomycetes; Serinales; Metschnikowiaceae
Source: the annotation of a GenBank genome assembly
AUGUUGCAAUCCAAACAGGUGUCGCAGGUACUCGCACAGGUAGUUGCUGGAGACAAUGCAUCCACCAAAGGUCCCAUCUCCGUUUCACUUCUCUCGGCAAAAGGUCUACCUUUGACAACGGUAACAUCUACACAUGUUGCGGAUACUACACUCACCGCAGAUAACUUGCGAGUGUACUCACUUUUGGCAAUCAACUCGUUCCAUCAACAGGCUAAAUGUGGAGACGACGAUGUGGACAAUUGGGCACUUCUCGACUUGGACGGGAGCCUACGGGCGAUGGUCCGCAAGUUUUCCACGUUGGAAAACAAUUCAGAAAACUACCAUAACGAUAUGUUUGUUGUUUUAUUCUACAGUGGAGACUAUUCAGAUGCGUUGGCCAAGGUGAGACUUGAUCUGUUGACCCUGGCGUUGGCAGAGGGGCUUCGUGGCUACAUGUCGCAUUAG